AUGUUCGCGCUGGAGCAGUUUGAGGCGGCGGGCGGCGGCGGCGGCAGGAGCGGGGCGCCGGGCGACCGCGCCGGCGGCUUCGGGCCGGCGCUGGGCUCGCACUUCAAGCCGUCGCCCUUCCACGCCGGGGCCGCCAGCGGCGAACCGGCGGCCCUGGGCGCCCUGGGGGAGCCUUCCUCGGCCAUGCUGGCCAUGAACCUGAACUUGCCCGGGGAGGCGUACGGCUUCUCCACCGCCCGCGGGAGCCACUCGGAGCUGCAGCAGGCCCAGGCCGUGCACGGCUUCUUCGGCAACCAGCAGCCCGCGCACGCCGGCCACCACCAGCCGCCGCCGCCGCACUUCGGGAGCGGCUUCGGGGCCGAGUCCAGCGCUUCCUGCCUGCACGGCGGCCGCCUGCUCAGCUACCCCGCCGGCCAGCAGACCUUCGCGGCGGACGGCUACGACCAGCACCUGGCGGACGGCGGCGAGGGCUUCGGGCAGCAGAGGGCGGGCCCCCUCCAGGACUUCCAGCCGCCGCCGCACCACAACCCCGGCGUGCCCGCCCCGUGCCUCCCGCUGGACCAGUCGCCCAACCGCGCGGCCUCCUUUCACGGGCUGCCGGGAGCCACCUCCGCGGAGCCGCACAGCCUGGACUCGCAGCGGCGCCUCCCCAGCCAGGGGGCGGCCGCCGUGGACGCGCUGGAGUACAGUUACGCGAGCGGCGAGGGCCACUUCGACCUGCCCGUCUUCUCCCCGUCCGAGGCCGAUGGGCAGCUGCCGCCCUACGGAGCCGGCCGGCAGCCCGUGCCGCCGGGCGGGGGCAACUUCUCCGGGCCUUCCGCGGCCCUGCCCCGCGCGCCGGGCGCUAUGGGCGCCAUGGGCAAGGUGCACCCGCCGCCGCCGCCCCCGCAGCAGCCGCAGCAGCCGCACGGCGUGUUCUUCGAGCGGUUCGGCGCCUCCCGCAAGAUGCCCGUGGGCCUGGAGCCGGGCCUGGGCGCCGGCAGGCACCCGCUGAUGCAGCAGCACCAGCCGCCGCCGGCGCUCCUGGCCAGGCAGAACUCCUGCCCGCCUGCCCUGCCGAGGCAGCAGCCCUGCGCGGAGGGCAACAGCACCGGCGCGGGCCUGCAGGACGGCGGCGGCGGCGGCGGCCCGCUCCUGCAGGGCCAGCACGCCCAGUUCGAGUACCCCAUCCACCGCCUGGAGAACAGGAACCUGCAGAGCGCCUACGGGCCGGGAGAGCCGGUCUACGGCGCCCACCACCACCCGCAGGCCCCGCAGCCCCCGAACCAGCGGCUGCAGCACUUCGACGCGCCGCCCUACAUGAGCCUGGCCAAGCGGCCUCGCUUCGACUCGUGGGGCGGCGGCGGCGGCGGCCUCCACGGCGCCGCCCUGGACAGCCACCUCUCGCCCACUGCCGCCUACCCGGGCCUGCCCGGGGACUUCACGCCGCCGGGGCCGGACAGCUUCCCGCCGCCGCCGCCGCCGCCGGGCGCGCCGCUCCAGCCGCCGCCGGGCGCUGACCACCAGGCGGCCCUGCAGCAGCAGCAGCAGCGCCAGAACGCCGCGCUGAUGAUCAAGCAGAUGGCCGCCUCCCGCCACCAGCAGCAGCGCCUCCGCCAGCCCAGCCUGCAGCAGCUCGGCCACCACCACCACGGCCACGGCCCCCACCACCACCCCGGGGAGCCCCCCUUCGAGGCGCAGGAGGGCGCCUGGUUCCCGGCCCCGCAUCCCCCCGCGGCCCCGGCGGGCGCGGGCGACCUGCUCUUCCGGCCGGGGAUGGGCGGCAUGCCGGGCCUGCAGGAGCCGCCGCUGCGGAUGCCGGCGGGGGGCGAGGGCCACGUGCCGUCCCCGGGCAGCCUCCAGGGCCAGUUCGGCCUGAGCCCGUCCUCGGAGCGUCGGCCCGGGCCGCCGGACUUCGCCGCCCAGCAGGGCUUCCCCUUCGGCGCCUCCAGCCGCCAGGCCACCCCGCACAGCGGCUCGCCGGGCUCCUACGGGCCCCCGACGGACUUCCAGUCCUCCGGGCCGCCUCCCCCCGCGCAGCCCCGGCCGCCUGCGACGAGUAGCAAGCUGGGCGCGCUGUCGCUGGGCUCCUUCCCCAAGGGCGGCGGCAGCAGCGGCCUCUUCGGGCAGAGCUGCCUGGCCGCCCUCUCCACCGCCUGCCAGAACAUGAUCGCCAGCCUGGGCGCCCCGAACCUCAACGUCACCUUCGGCAAGAAAGGCGCGGCGGCGGCGGUGGCCGGCGGCAUCGGGGCGGGCGGCGAGGGCGCCAAGCGCAGCAAGCUGAGCCCGGCGGAGCCGCCCGAGGCGGGCAGCGCCGGGCCCGCGCCGCCCCCGCCUGCCCCGGGCGAGAGCGGUCUGUCCCCCAACUACUCGCCCGGCCCCGGCCCCGACGGCAAGGCGGGCGGCGGGCGGGGCAGGGGGCGCAGGAAACGGGACAGCGGGCACGUCAGCCCGGCGGGCGGCGGCGGCGGCGGCUUCUUCGACAAGUACGGCCCGUCGGCCGGGGUCGAGGGCGGCAGCCCCGCGCAGGGCGGCGAGCGCGGCGGCGGCGGCACCGCGCACCUGCACGAGCCCCACAAGGCGCUGAGCUCGCCGCCCUCCUCCUGGGCCAAGGGCGGCGGCGCGGCUGACCUGCUCCUGCCCCCGCCGGCCCCGGAGCAGCCCGAGCUCCUGCCCGCCCUGGACAAGGCGGACUCCUGCUCCCCGCGCAGCGGCGGCGACUUCCCCGACGAGGCCGGCAACGAAGACGAGGUGUCCUCGAGCUCCGACAACCAGCUGGCCAAGGGCUGCCCGGCCGGGCGCAGCCCGCUGCAGCCGCGGCCGGGCGACCACGCGCUGCUGAACGGACAGAAGGCCGCCCUGGCCCAGCUCGGCCUGCACGGCGGCGGCACCUCUACCUCCAGCCCCGACAGCUACGGCGGCGGCGCCCCCGCCGGCGGCCCCGCGCAGGACGAGAUCCACCCGCUCGAGAUCCUGCAGGCGCAGAUCCAGCUGCAGCGGCAGCAGUUCAGCAUCUCCGAGGACCAGCCGCUGGGCCUCAAGAGCGGCAAGAAGCCCCCCGACGGCUCGGGCGGCGCCGGCCAGAACGGGGACAGCGCGGAGCUGAGCAGCUGCUGCGCCGCCGCCGCGGGCGAGGCCGGCAAGGGCGCCAUGAGCACCAUCGACCUGGACUCGCUGAUGGCCGAGCACUCCGCCGCCUGGUACCUGCCCGCGGACAAGGCCCUCCUGGACGGGCAGGAGGAGGACAAGGGCCUGGCGCCCUGGGAGAAGGCCAAGCCGCCGCACGCCAGCAAAGAAGCCCACGACCUGCCCCCGAGCAAGACCGCGGCCACGGCACAGACGGGCGGCCACUUGCCGUGCCUUUCCGUCCACUGCACGGACGACGUGGGCGAGGCAAAGGGCCGGACUGCAGUGCCGACAUGGCGAUCCCUGCACUCGGACAUCUCCAACAGAUUCGGGACUUUUGUGGCUGCCCUCACUUGAAGAAGAAGGGGGACAAGGAACCGUUUCUUUUCUUUUUA
Molecule: messenger RNA, 3500 nt
Organism: Varanus komodoensis (Komodo dragon)
Lineage: Eukaryota; Metazoa; Chordata; Lepidosauria; Squamata; Varanidae
Gene: MN1
Product: MN1 proto-oncogene, transcriptional regulator
Exons: 3
Coding region: 1-3462 (1153 amino acids)
Biological process (GO): regulation of DNA-templated transcription
Source: RefSeq, a predicted model, not a curated record